AUGGAUUUUGAGUAUUUUGAAAAGCAAGAUGAUGAUGAUGAUGAUAUGAAUGUUGAAUUUGAUGAAGAAGAUAUAAAAUACAAUAUAGAAGAUUCAAAAAAACCAAUAGAAAAAGAAUUGGAUGAUUCUGAGAUUUCAUAAAUAGAAAUGAAAAUUAAUAAAUUGAAAGAAGAAGAAUAAUAUUUUGAUUAAGAUUCAGAUGAAGAAACUAGAAAGAAAUUAACUAAAAUAAAAGAAUGGAAAAGACAUUUUGGAAAUUAUAUUCCCUUAAUUUUUAUUAAUGAUGAACCUAUAUUUGCAAUUAGUCCAUAAUGGAUAAUCAAUCUAUUUGUAAUAAUUGUACUAUUUGUCAUUACAUAUUUUCAAUUUACAAAACCUAAAUAAAAAACCAUAUAAUUUUGCAUUACAAUCAUAAUAAAUGUUUUAGAACUUUUAGGAUAUAUUAUUGCAGCUCUUAUCAAUCCUGGAAUUAAUACAUCCCUAUAAGAAACACUCAAUAGACAUAAUAAUUGUGAAGUAUUUAUUAUUUAUCUAUAUAUAAUAGAUAUGUGAAAUUGUUCAUUAUAGAAAAGACACAUAUCAUUGUGAAACUUGUAAUGUAUGCAUAAGAGAGUUUCAUCAUCAUAGCAAUUUUUUAGGAAGAUGUAUUGGAUAAGGCAAUUUAUUCUAUUACUACCUCAGUAUCCUAUUUUUGCCUUUGUUUUUAAUCAAUUUAAUAGUAUUAUAUGUGUUUUGA
Messenger RNA from Paramecium primaurelia, 736 nucleotides. Lineage: Eukaryota; Ciliophora; Oligohymenophorea; Peniculida; Parameciidae. The record is from the annotation of a GenBank genome assembly.